Molecule: messenger RNA, 1224 nt
Organism: Cadophora gregata
Lineage: Eukaryota; Fungi; Ascomycota; Leotiomycetes; Helotiales; Ploettnerulaceae
Exons: 3
Coding region: 1-1224 (407 amino acids)
Molecular function (GO): hydrolase activity, hydrolyzing O-glycosyl compounds
Source: RefSeq, a predicted model, not a curated record
AUGCAUUUCAAGUUCUCCCAUCUCGCUGUCCUGGCACUAAGUGUUGUCGGUGGACAAUGCUGGCCAGACGCACCAUUCUUCGGAUCAGGACGCUGGAUCCACAACUCCAAGGGGAACAAUGUCACCUACGCGGGUGUCAAUUGGCCCGGAGCUGCUGAUGUCAUGAUCCCCGAAGGUCUCCAGUAUACUUCUAUCGCCAAGAUCGUCUCGGAUAUCAAGAGUUUGGGAAUGAAUGCCAUUCGGCUGACAUUCGCCAUUCAGAUGAUCGACGACAUCUUGGACAAUGGAGGCGAUGUUAAGCUCUCUGCUGCUUUCAACAAGGCUUUGGGAACUACGAAUGGACCGAUUGUGUACCAGAAGGUCUUGAAGAAUAACCCGAGUUUUUCUGCUAGUACGACAAGAUUGCAGGUAUUUGAUGCUGUUGCCGCUGAGUGCGCGAAGCAACAAAUCUACGUUCACCUUGACAACCACAUGUCCAACGGAAAAUGGUGCUGCUCAGGCGACGAUGGCAACUCAUGGUUCGGCGACACCUAUUUCAACACCGCCAAGUGGAAGCGAGGACUCGAAUACAUGGUCAAACACGGCAAGAACUGGCCCGCCCUAACCAGCAUCGGCAUGCGCAACGAGCUCCGCAACCCAAGCAACAACGCCGGCGUCGCCGCAACCUACAACUGGGGCACCUGGUACACCAACAUGGUCGCCGCCUCCAAAGUCAUCAACGCCGCCAACCCCAACAUCCUCAUCACCUUCUCGGGCCUCAACUUCGACACGCAGCUCAAGCCCGUCGUUGAAGGCACCGAUCUCGGUAACGGCGUUAAGUUCCUCAAGUCAGAUUUCGCGUUCAAAGAUAAAAUCAUCCUCGAGCUCCAUGAUUACGAGAAUUCCAUUACGUCCUGCAGCUCGCUGCAAAGUAAUCUCGUCAAUAAUGGGUUCAGCACGGUGUCUGGCACGAAGGUGAAUACCCUUCCUAUGAUGCUUACUGAGUGGGGACAUAGCCAGGCGGAUAACUCGUACACUGGGGUGUAUGCGAGUUGUUUGAGGAGUUAUCUGCCGGCGCAGAAGAUAGGGUGGUUUUAUUGGGUGGUGGCGGGGAGUUACUAUAUUCGGUCUGGGACGCAGGAUUAUGAAGAGACUUGGGGCUUGUACAAUCAUAAUUGGAGUGGAUGGAGAUCCGCGGCGAAUAUUGUGGAGAUGAAAAAGGCUGUUGCGGCGACUUUGGCUUGA